This is a messenger RNA of Ustilago hordei, 657 nucleotides long. RefSeq lists its product as uncharacterized. NCBI's taxonomy places the organism in Eukaryota, Fungi, Basidiomycota, Ustilaginomycetes, Ustilaginales, Ustilaginaceae. The transcript has 2 exons. Gene Ontology annotation, cellular component: GINS complex. The record is from RefSeq and is a predicted model, not a curated record. Gene Ontology annotation, biological process: DNA strand elongation involved in mitotic DNA replication; DNA replication. The coding region runs from base 1 to 657 and encodes 218 amino acids.
AUGUUUGGCGACCAAGCACUGAAACUAGUCACAGAAGCCAAGGCCUGCUUGAACCUUGAUACUGUCAAACCCUACAAUGACGAGUUAAUAAGGGCUCUGAUUCUCGAGACAAAACAGCUCCACACCCAUCUCACCACCCUUCUUAGCACACUCGAAACGCAAUCGCACCAACUUUCGCCUGCAGACGUCUCCGGCUUACAAUCUCAACUACUCAUGCUCCAUCUCAUAGUUCAAUACAAUAAACGCUCCCUCCUGAUUUAUCACAACAUUCGCAUCGACCUCCUCUCCUCCCAUCUUUCACGCCACGCCUAUUCUCUUCGCGUCCUAUUCUCAAAAGAACCGCAUCUGCGAACAGCACUCUCUCCGUACGAACAAGAUCAUCUAAAACGAUACUCCGACCUAAUCCAUCGUACCAAACUCACAUACCUCGAUCUAUCUCCGAACUUAAGGCUAGAUAUCUCAGACCAUCAGGUAUACGAACCAGUCCCAACAGACCUACUCGUAACAGUAAAAGUAAACAGAGAGUUGAACGAUGUUUGGUUAACUUCCAACCAGACAGCGCCGACGACAUUUGCAAAGGAUCAAACAUUGACCAUCAAUAGGGGUGAUGUUAGGGCUUUGAUCAAUAGAGGUUGGGUCAGUGUUGUCCAUCAAUAG